CAUACUCUCAGUUCAAAAAAGAAGAGAAAAGCCCCACGAAAACUUUGCCUUCAAUCGAUCACAAACGCAGCAACAGCCAACGAUCGACGAUCGACGGUAUCAGUGCAUGUCAGGACUUGGUUUGCCUCUCUGUUUCAGGCUUUGGUGCAGAGUAGAGAGGCGCUAUGAUGCCUAGUAGCGGUAGAUCGCACCAAGAGAAUCCGAGUAACACGUCCAACAAUCAUAGCAGUAACAACAGCGAAAGCGGAAGCAUCAGCAAUUCGAACCACGGGAUGAACGUCAAUCCUAACGCCAACGUGAACUACAGCGGUAGUCGCGGGAGCGGAAGCGGUAGCAACAGUGCUGGAGGCAGCAUCAGGGCAGGCGUUGGGGAUCAGAUCCGCCAGCGGUAUCAUCACGGACAUGGGGGAGACAUGGGUUCCUCAGCAGGCGGAGGAGGGAUGUCUGCUUCUGCCUUUGGUGGGUCCAUGUCGAUGGGCGGGCCUAUGAUGGGUGGUCCCAUGGCUGCCAUGGGCGACUACAGCGGUCUCAACCACUAUGGCCGUGCUGCUGGUCUAGGUCCCUCAGGAUUGGGUCAUUUCAACCCGGCAGGAGCAUCUGCUGCUGGAGGCAUGAACGCUGCUAUGAAUCCAUCUCUGUAUCCCCACAUUGGUGCCACAGCUGGCAUGCAAUCGCCCCAGCAACAAGCAGCAGCCGCUGCUGCUUUGGGAGAUCAAUUGGACUUUCGUCAAGGGGGGCCUAAUAGCAGCAGUGCAGCGGGGAAUCCGCAAGCUGAACAAGAGGAGGAACUCCUCCUGAACAUCCUAAUCGCCAGACGUCAACGGCAAUUUGGAACUGGCGGUGGUGGUGGCCCAGGACCCGCGACUUCUUGGGCCGAUGACUUUAUGCGUUUGCGAGAAAAGACAAUGAAUUCACAACAGCAAGAUAACAUGGGAGCAGCAGCAGCAUCGGGAGGUGAUCGAAUGCAGUACGAUGGCAUGACAAACGCUCUGCAGCAAGGGGAUGGCAGUCAUCGCUCUCAUUCCGCUGGGAGGAUGAGCAUUGGGUCAGCAGCUGGAGCCAUGGCUCAUAUGCAAAACCCUAACAUGACCAUGAACAACAUGGGGAUGAAUAUGCAACCACCUCAAAACCGACAGUUCUUGUCGGAUGCAUCAGGGAGACUUAGACACCGAGGGAGCAUGGGAUUUCCAAUGGGAUCGCCGCAGGGAGCAUGGAUGGGGGCGACCAAUGCUGCAGCUGCUAUGCACUCGCAUCCAAACAAUCCUGCUAAUAGCAACUUGUUUGCCCAUGGAGGCCAACGACAAGACAUGAUGAAGAGCAACACACAGCUAGGUAUGGACGUUCUGGAAAGUGUAGAUCGAAUGAUGCCAGGCAACAUGAUGCACGAUGCUAGAAUGGCCGAACAGGGUUCCGUCUCGGGCCAAAACCCGUAUCAUAACCGGUUUGCUGUUGGUCAGCACCAUGGUAUGUCGAUUCAGGAUCCUCCUGGCAUGGGGUUGGGGAAACGAUCCAUGGAAGGUCAACAGGGCAUGGAAAAGGCUGGCAAAAUGACAUCGCAGCACCCGAUGCAACACAUGUUCCACUCUCCUCAGCAACAGCAGAUGGCUCACUCCUCCGCCGAAGAAGCUCAGCCUGCUGCCAAGAAGAAGCGUCUCCACAAGCGCAAACCGGCUGACAUGCCUCGAAGACCACUCUCGGCCUACAACCUUUUUUUCUCAGAAGAGCGGGAACGCAUCCUGCGAGAAAUCGAAGGCAAGACCGCCGACGACGACGAAGGGGACAAAGAUGGAAAGGACGAUGCCAAGCCCAAGGCACUUCUUCGCCCUCUAUUGCCUUCGGAGAAGAAGCGAAGACCGCAUCGCAAGACACAUGGCAAGAUUAGCUUUAAACUACUCGCUCAAAAGGUUGGGCAGCGAUGGAAGGAGCUAUCGGAUCACGAACGGCAACGGUACAAGGACAUGGCGCAAGAAGACAUGAAGCGGCAAAAGAAGGCCAUGGAAGAGUACUAUCAGAAGAGGUCUGUCCUGGCAUCAAGUGAUACAACCGCCAACGCAAAGGAAGCGGAAUGAGUCUGUACAUUCAGAUCAUUGUCUAAUGUCGUGCUGGUAGGCUACUUUUGAAUUGUAUAUAGUGGUGACAUGUAUUGCUAGUGUGCUCGCUGUUCCAUUGUAUCAUUAGGCUUCUGUUAGUAUCGGCACAGGACGUUGUACUUCAUGCCAAUGCAGUGCGAUUCGUAGAAUCUACUAGUAGUCGUUCCGACAUGUUUUCGAUCGCACUCGACGCCCGUUGGUCAGCUUUCUUGCAUGUUAGUUCACAACUUACCCGGUAGCUUUUACAGUGUUGAAUCGAAUCGUUUGGCCGGUCUACUAGUGAGUGGGCAGACCCUGUGACCUGCCUGGCCAUCUGGAGGCCGGGUGACAUGAUCACCAGUGCCUGGUUUGGAUGCAGCAUCCUGGUACAGUGGGUUCCAUGUUGUGGAAGGUCGCGGGUGAAGCAGACACUCAUAGAUAUACCGGAAGUGACCUCGCUUUCGAUUCUUGGGGGUGGUUCCCAUCAUCUGAGGUACCGCGGAUAUUGGUCAAGGGCUGAUUUUGGUUUUACUCCGGCCAACCAACCAUCUUCCUUCACGCCAUAAACGCCAACCGGCACAAGACCAUUUCUCGUUGCAUCAUUGUGCCACAUUGUCUUCGUUGCCACAAAUUGUACAAUCGUAAUGCUGUUGUCGCCCAGGCCUUCGACGUUACCGCGAAGAGCGUGCAACAUGAAGCAAUGGGCGUCAUGUACGUAGCCAGCUAGCUAGCUACCGGUAGCUACAGUCGCAGCAGUUCUAAUAGCUCUUUG
This is a messenger RNA of Seminavis robusta, 2841 nucleotides long. The record is from the annotation of a GenBank genome assembly. NCBI's taxonomy places the organism in Eukaryota, Bacillariophyta, Bacillariophyceae, Naviculales, Naviculaceae.